CGCUCAAAGAGGAGUCUCUUCUUUAUAAUACUAUAUGGAAAGACAUCAGAUUCCAUCGAGUUAAACAGUUUUGUCUAACUUUCCCUGUAGGUUGUAUGAUGUAUGUUGUUUUGGAUUAUUUUACAAACAAAGCUUUUCGAAAACAUUUUAAACCACAUUGUAAAAUAUCUAGAUAUUAGCUAGUAUGGCUUCAGUUUCGCUUCGUUCUUUUCCACAAUCCCUUAAAAAAUCUGUUUUCAUUUAGAUUUGUUUGCGCAAGUGUUGUACGGUUCGUGUAUCUGGAUACUACCUAUAUAUGAAUACCUCAUGGUGAACGAUCAGCAAGUCUCACUUAUACGCCAUUGGCUCAGUCUACAAUGGCACGAUUAAGUUCAUCGUUGUAUCUUCUAGUGGGUUGCUUGCUGCUUCAGCGCACAUUCGCUGAUCCACGCCCAGAGUUUGGUUCGAUCGGCACAGUGCAGUCGAGUUUGACUAUCAAAAACACUGCCAACUCAAUCACACCUUUGCUCGAAGCAGUAGACGAUAGAAAUGGGUUUGAAUUAAAAACGGAUUAUGACCUGUUCGUCCAGGUACUGCCUCUAAUGGAAUCCCUCGGUACCCAAGUGACUGAAUUAGGUCCUCCGAUAGCUAGUGCGAUUGUCACGGCCGUGCCUAAAACUGACAGAAACUAUGAUGGCGUGUUUGAUCCAAUUGUAAACGCCAUCGCUGACUUACAAGACUUUAUCGAUACAGAACAGGCCUCCACGCGUACAACCUUGACAGAUCUGCUCGGGGUAGAUAUCGACCAUCUGUUUGGUGAUUCUUUUGGCAACAUGGCUAAUGCACUUACGCAGGUGGAAUCUGCAAUGCUACGUUUGAAAGGUGCUCUUAGAACUGCAAUCAUACGAAACGGCAGAGCCCAAGUUGAUCCGACUAUUGUGACGAACGUAGUGGUCGCAGUUAGCUUUUUUAAGGCGACGAUAUCACCGGUGGAGUACACCAUUCAGUCCACUAUUGACAACAUUGAGCUUGCAGAUGAUUUCCUCUACAGUCUGGAAGACAUGAACGAGUCGUUGUUACAAGACCUACAGACGUACACCAGCGAAUUCGAAGAUUCGCUAACAAAUGACAUGGAUCUGGUAGAAGCAGCAAUAGACGACUUGGAAGAUGACUGGCAGGCGAUAAAUGAUGGGUUGUCUGAUGCCACAUCGAAUAUUGCCUCGUCUAGCGAAUACGAAGACGGCGCCUAUGUAGGAGUGGAAAAAUUCAGAUCCGCUUUCUCAGCAUUGUACACGUAUACAGAAAACAUUCCGGAUGAUAUUGAGGCAUACAUCGAAACUGCAGACACCUACUUUACGGAUUAUGUCGAAAUUCUAGUGCCACGGUCCUACGAAGCUAUCACAUACCUGAUCGAGGUGCUGGUUGCAGGUGGUCCACAUUCACGAUUCUGCUUCUUCAAGUAUUCGCCCCGGCUUAUCAACUAUUACGCAAUGCUCAUUAACGAUGUGGAGCGAUGCUACAACUUGGAAUCGUACCGACUAGGCUUUCUCGAAGAUGUGACUAAAGCGGUUUGUAAAUUGAUUCUGUUUGAUGUGGAAGACUUGCUUGACAACUUAACGGCGUGCAACACAAAGACCCCACCAGGACCAUGCCUUACUGCUAUUGGACCAUACUACAUAGCAUUGGGAGACAAGACAGAAGCUAAGGUGGCAUCAUUAGAAGCAUACGCAGAUGCCGAGUUAACUGCCAGUGUUAAACGUCUUGGCAGUUGUGUAGUUACCAGCAGAUUAAAGAAUAUGCAGGCACUUGUUUCGGCCUCGGACGAUGUCGAAACAUGUCACGAGAUGGGUCCACAAGAUCCGAAUUAGAUUGCCUUGAUUUUGCCCACAAAUGCUUACGAAUCGACAAGUAAGUUCGAUUAAUCGAUUGCUGAUUGCGAAUGUAAAAGGAUUCCUAUAUACAUCUGUAAUGUGUGUUUUAUUUUCGUAGAUCACAAUCGGUAAGCAUAAUCCAGAGCUUGAGCAGAAUGCAUUUUUUGCCAUGUUGAAUAAAUUUAGGUGGAAAUAUGCAAUAUACAUGUUUCUGAUUAGUUUGUGAAUUUAAUCUUAUCUAUACUAUUACCCUGUACCAAGGACGGAUUAUUGAAAUAUGCCUUAAAUAUGUUUAAUAAUUCAUUAUGUGACAGGCGUUACUCAGAACAAUGUUACCCCAAGAAGAAGCUUAAUAGGAAGGAAUGUAAAAUUUUAGAGAGAUGUUAAAACACCGCGAUCAUCAAUACGAAUCUACAUAAAAUUGAUAUGGGUCUAAUCCAGAUGUGGAAGUUCCACUGUGUUGGGCUCCGGAGGCGGUUUCAAAUCUUUUUGGAGCCGGCUCCGGCUGUGGAGCUGUUUCUCCCAUCACUAGUUGGGAGUAAGUAUUGCAAAACCGGUAAAAUUAAAAUUUUUAAAAAGUUCAACAGUUUCUUCGGUUUUGUAUAAGGCUCUAAUUACCAACACUUCCUAACUUUUCUUUAUGCAAAAAAAAAUAAACAAAGCUUUAAUCAUGUAAUACCGAUUGCGAAUUAAAACAUAGAACUGCUUUAAUGGGUACGGCUGUCAUUCAUAAACGUCAUUCGGCUAAUGCCAUCAAAUGGCAAUGUUAUUCAAGGUGGAUCAAAUUAGCCCCAUGCGAACUUAAUUUGAUUUAGCCGAUUAGUAAUAUAAAGAAUGAAAAGAAUAUCUAUCGAUUUUUGGGCCUUCGAUUUUCUUCUUCUUCGACCUACCGCAGCACACCUCACAAGACGCUAAGAUACAUCAG
This is a messenger RNA of Anopheles funestus (African malaria mosquito), 2775 nucleotides long. RefSeq lists its product as uncharacterized. The coding region runs from base 357 to 1847 and encodes 496 amino acids. Lineage: Eukaryota; Metazoa; Arthropoda; Insecta; Diptera; Culicidae. The record is from RefSeq and is a predicted model, not a curated record. The transcript is spliced from 3 exons.